AAAAAUCAAAUCUCCAAAAAACAACUGCCUUCAAUCAUCUAUUCUGUGUUUUACUAGUCAAUAGUUUAAUAGUUAUAUGAGUUAAAACAAUUAAACCAUGGAGAUAAAUGACCCGUACGUCAAGUACAAAUUCAUUGUAAAAAAAUGGGAAAAUAAUUUUAUAAAGAGCAAUAGCAGAAACCCAGGAAAGGAGGAUAUUAAAUUAGCUGACGAAAAAGUUAAAUAUGCUUACAAAAUGUAUUGGAAAAUCAAAACUUCAUUGCUUGAAAAGAGUCUGUUAGGCGGAUUAGACGAUGUUGACGAUGCUACAAUUGAUGAAAGUAUGUUUCUUAAUAAUACGAAUGAGCCAUCAACAGGUAACGAGCUAAGUGUUGCAGAAUCGUCAACGGAAGUUAACAAAUCAUCUGUUUGGGGUGAACAUUUAAGUAUUAAAUCUAAUCCUGUAAAACAGGUUGUCGCUAAACCAGUUGAUAACAGUGUUUCAGUGAAAUACUCUAAAAAGCUAUUUGAUGGCUGUGAUUUUAAAAAAAGGAAUCCUAGAAAAAGUUUAAUAAAAAAAAAGUCCAAUGAACUUAAUUGCUCUCAAAUUUUAACUGAAGAAGUUACAAAUGUACAAGAAGACAGUGCUUUUCACGAUGAUUCUAAUUUAUCAGCAGUUACCGUUGAUUCUGAUGUAUCAAUUAAUAGUACAGUUAAAGUUUCAAAUAUUUCUUCGUUUAUAUCGCAACCAUUGAGCAUGUUACAGAAAAAUUUGAAUACAUCGGAGCAAUCUCCCAAAUUAGUUACAAUUGGUAGAAAAAUAGAUGAAGGUUGGUUAGAAAGAUGUAAUGAAAAUAACUCUAAAGUAACUAACUUGAAUGUGGUCGAACAUGCUUCCAACCCAGUAAAAGAGACUGAAAGUGAUACUGAUAUAAUUUAUGAGAGCGAUAAUGAAACUCAAGAUAUACCUUUGUAUUCAUCUCAACGAAUAAAAGCUCAAGAAGUGAACCAUGAAAUCAGUGAGAGCUGUAAUAAAGAAGAACUUAAUAUGAACUCUACAAACAGAAGCGCAAAGAAACGCUACAAUAGUGAUGAUGAUUUAGAAGAUUCAGUACCGCAAUCAAAAUUAACGAAAUAUCAAGAUAAUGAAAAUAUUAAAUUGUCAAAAAAAGACAAUAACAAAAAAAUGUCGUUGGAAAAUAAAGUAUCUAGCGGCAAAGCGAGUGAAAACUUUGUGCGAUUGGAUAUGAAAAGAAAAAUUUAUAGCCGUGGUAAGAGAUCAAUAAAAACAACAACGUACAAGAAAAAACAAUGGAAAAAUAGAAAGAAAGAAUUAGGAGGAGACUUCUCAUCUACGGAACGUUCAUCGUUAUUGAAGUGUUUUAAAUGUGGCGAUGUAGGACAUUAUUCUAAGAAUUGUCUUAAAAGUAACGAGUUAAUACCAUUAGAAGAUAUCGAAGAGGAUGAAAGUCCUUUCCUUACUCUUGAAGAAGCUAAAAAACUAGCUGUUGAUAAAAUAGAUAAAGCUCAUAGUAAAAAAUGGAACAAUCAGUCAAUAAUACAAGCUGAACUUAAUCAGGCAGUCGAACAGCCUCAGCCCUCAUUGGAUGACCCCUUAAGAUCUGAAAUUGUUCAUCCAGUGUAUGAUCUUCGUGGAGAUAAAUCUAUUAUAGAUACUCCAGAUGAAGUUUAUAAAGCUCUCGAGCUAUUUGGUCAUAAAAGCUUCCGUCCUGGUCAAGAGAAAGCGAUUAUGCGUGUUCUCUCUGGUCUUUCAACUUUAGUUACAUUAUCAACGGGAACUGGAAAAUCGUUGUGUUAUCAGUUACCGGCUUACCUUUACCAUAAAAAAACAAAAUGUAUCACUUUAGUAGUUUCUCCUCUCAUAUCGUUAAUGGAAGAUCAAGUUGGAGGCGUGAAUGCUGUAAAUUUAGCUUGUCUUCAUAAUAAUCAAACCCCUAAAGAACGUGAUAUUAUUAUAGAAAGAAUGACUAGUGGAGAAUUAUCAAUCCUUCUUGUUUCACCCGAGGCCAUUGUUUCUGGUUUCAACACUGAAUGGUUGUCGAAACUCCCUCCUAUAGCAUUCGCUUGUUUAGAUGAAGCUCACUGUUUAUCUCAGUGGUCACAUAAUUUUAGGCCUUCAUAUCUUAUGAUUUGCCAAGUUUUACGAGAAAAAUUUGGUGUAAAAACACUUUUAGGACUUACGGCUACUGCUACCAUCUCAACGGUUUCGAGUAUUGCUAGUGAAUUAAAGUUAGACGACAGUUCAGAUGCUGUUAUUAAAGACACUCCUCUACCAGAUAAUCUCUUGUUGAGUAUUUCCAGGGAUAAAGGCCGCGAUAAUGCGUUGAUAAGUUUGUUAAAUGGAGAACGCUUUAAAAACUGUAAUUCAAUAAUUAUUUACUGCAUUAGACGUGAAGAAUGUGAGCGCAUUGCGUCUUGUAUUCGUACCACUUAUCAGUCACAACACACCAAUAACGGUAAACGAGGUCAAUUGUCUCAAAUUGCCGAGCCUUAUCACGCUGGGCUGACAGCGGCAAGAAGAAAACGGACACAAAAACAAUUUAUGGAUGGUCAUUUAAAAAUUGUGGUGGCAACCGUUGCUUUUGGUAUGGGAAUAAAUAAAUCCGACUUGCAAGGCAUCAUACAUUAUAAUAUGGCAAAAAGCUUGGAAAGCUAUGUACAAGAAAUCGGGAGAGCUGGCCGUGAUGGAAAUGUUGCUCAUUGCCAUAUGUUUUUGGAAUCUGAGGGAAAUGAUAUAGCCGAGUUGAGUCGACAUAUAUACGCUAAUUCUGUAGAUCGUGCAGCCAUUCGUAAGCUCCUGGAAAGAGUUUUUGUUCAGUGUAAAUGUAAAGGAGACGAGUGUACAAAACAUGAAGUGGCUUUCGAAGUUGAAGACACUGUGUCGAGUUUGGAUAUGAAACAGGAAAAUAUUCAAACACUAUUGUGUUAUCUCGAAUUGGACACAAAUAAAUUAGUAAAAAAUUUGCCAUUAUCGUAUAUUCAAUGUAAAAUAACUAGCUAUAAAGGACCAGCGUUUUUGAAGCAGUUAUCAAAAACGUGUCCACCACUUGCUGUAGCUUAUGCUUUGAAAGAAAAAAGUGGAAAAUCUGUUAGUCAAUUAAAUCAAUUUGAUUUUUCUAUUUUCGAAGUUGCAGCCGCUAUUGGGUGGGACAGUGGAAUAAUAAAAAAAGAAUUGAAAAAUUUAGAAUGGUCAAAUAAAAAUGGAAAAUAUCAAAAAAGCGGAGUGUCAGUUGAAUUUUCUUGCCUUGGCUUCAGAGUACUUGCACCUGGUAAUAUGACUGCUGAACAGUUGGACUCUACACUUUGUAAUCUUUAUCAAAGAACUCAUCAACAAGAAGCUAAAUCCCUUGCCGAGCUGCAGUUCUGUUUCGAAACAUUUAUGAGUGUGUCAACGGCUUCAUAUUCAGAGUGUUGCGAUGAUGUAGACAUCGAGUUGUGCGAAAAACUGAAGAAACAUGUAAGAUUCUUCUUUACUUCGGACAACCUGACGAUGCUAUUGGAGAAAAAACAUGAUGAAGUGAUAUUAAAUAUACAAGAAGAAACUCGAGUAGCGAGUGACGUGAACCGCUUGUAUAAUAGUUAUAUUGAUUGUAAAUUUACCGCACGGGCUAUGGCAAGAAUUUUCCACGGAGUAGAAAGUCCCAAUUUUCCAGCAUAUGUUUGGGGACGAUCACCUUUUUGGCGAAGUCAUAUUAAAACUGACUUUAAUGCUAUAUGCAAAAUAGCUCAAAAACAAAUAAUUUCACGUUUAAAAUGACUUGACUAACCAUAAGCAUUACUUUAUUAUUAUUCAAUUUUUAAGAAUAUUAAAUAA
This is a messenger RNA of Adelges cooleyi (spruce gall adelgid), 3814 nucleotides long. RefSeq names its product ATP-dependent DNA helicase Q4 (gene RecQ4). Gene Ontology annotation, molecular function: ATP binding; 3'-5' DNA helicase activity; zinc ion binding. The record is from RefSeq and is a predicted model, not a curated record. Gene Ontology annotation, cellular component: nucleus; chromosome; cytoplasm. NCBI's taxonomy places the organism in Eukaryota, Metazoa, Arthropoda, Insecta, Hemiptera, Adelgidae. The transcript has 14 exons. Gene Ontology annotation, biological process: double-strand break repair via homologous recombination. The coding region runs from base 98 to 3757 and encodes 1219 amino acids.